Molecule: messenger RNA, 4623 nt
Organism: Mercenaria mercenaria
Lineage: Eukaryota; Metazoa; Mollusca; Bivalvia; Venerida; Veneridae
Product: protein phosphatase 1K, mitochondrial-like
Exons: 6
Coding region: 240-1394 (384 amino acids)
Biological process (GO): protein dephosphorylation
Molecular function (GO): cation binding; protein serine/threonine phosphatase activity
Source: RefSeq, a predicted model, not a curated record
AGGAACCAGAUGACCUUCACAUUUACUUAAAGAAAAACAACAACAAUUGCAAAAGAAAAUAUAAACGAGUGAACGGAAUUCUUUUUUUCACAUGAAGAACAAACAUAUAAAUGAUCUAGAUGAAACAAUUACAUGAAUAACAACGAAAUAAAGUGGAUAUUACAUGUGUCUGGAAACUGGUCCUGUCCGGAAAAUGGAACCCAACCAAUAUAGGAGAAAAAGCUCUAGCUUUCCUCUUAAUGAGUAUUAUCAAGUUACCCCUCAGAGUCAUUGCAUGUCUGGAGCAUAGAGGUGGCAGUCUACUCAAGAAAUACAAAGUCCAGUCUGCCUACAAACUUCAUCAGUUUGGUCUCCAGUUUAUAGUGAAAAAAGACUGGCAUUCUGGUAGGGCUACUAAAUCUUCACAUCUGUCAGAUCCAGAGAAUAAAGGGGAGCGCCAAAAGGGUAUUAACUUUGAUACCCUCGGAUCAUGGAACAGCAGGAUAGAAAUGACGAUUGAUAUUGAGAAAAGCAUCCAGAAAGGAAGUCUGAUUCCGGAAAUUCCUCUUGAUGAUGUUGGAACUGCUAGCUUGCUUGGAAGGCGUAAAGUAAAUGAAGACAGAUUUAGCAUAGAGCAGAUCUCAGAUGAUUUGUUAUAUUUUGCCAUAUUUGAUGGUCAUGGCGGUGCAACAGCAGUGGAUUUUGUACAGGCAUAUAUUCAACAUCACAUCAGUCAUUGGCUGUCUAGAACAACAGAUUUAUCGGAAGUCCUCAGGAAUAGUUUCAUUGAUGUUAACAAUCUGUUAACAAGACAUCUUUUUUUUUUUAAUGAUGUUUCAAAUGGAAGUACUGGAACAACAGCAACAGUUUGUCUCUUGCGAAAUAACAUAGAACUAGUUAUAGGACAUGUUGGGGAUUCUCGUGCAAUCUUGUGUCGUGAGUGUGAAGCUCUGCGGCUGUCACAUGAUCAUACACCAGAUGAUCCGGAAGAAUGUGGAAGAAUUAAGAAAGCUGGUGGUACAAUUACUGAAAAUAGUCUUGGCGUGCCGCAUGUCAAUGGGCGACUAACAAUGACAAGGAGUAUAGGAGAUAUUGAGCUCAAGGCUUUUGGUGUAACGGCAGAACCUCACAUUAGAUCUAUAAGGGUCAGCCAUGGAAGAGAUUCGUUUCUUAUAUUAACAACAGAUGGUGUCAGUUUUGUCCUCAGUGACCAAGAACUGAUGGAUAUUGUCACAAGUUGCCGUACCCCAACAGAAGCUGCCAAGUUUGUAACAGACCAAGCAUUACAGUUCGGUUCAGAGGAUAAUUCUACUGCGGUUGUUAUUCCAUUUGGAGCAUGGGGGAAGUACCAGAAUACUACACGGUCUAUUCCAUACAGCUUUGGAAGGAAUUUGUCAUCUAAUAGAUAUAGAUAAAUGAUUUUCAGUUAGUGUAGAAAUACCAGAAUACUUGGUCUAUUCCGUACAGCUUUUGAAGGAAUUAGACAUCUAAUACAUAUAGAUAAACUAUGUUCCUUAUGUGUGGAAAUCCAGAAUACUUGACAGUCUUUUGAAGAAAUAUGUCAUUUAACUGAUCACACAAGUUGACCACCCAUUUGUAAAGAUACAAGUAAAAUGUGUAUAUCUGAAGAACAUACUAUCUCAAGAAUAUAGCCAUGUUUGUUCCACAUAGUCAGGCAAAAUGUUUUCAGCUCACAUGAGUGUUUUGCUGAGGCGAGUUUUUGUGAUCACCCUGUGUCUGUUGUCUGUGGGCGUCAACUUUAUACUUGAUCAUCUCCUCUGACACUUUUUAUCAGAAUUUCACCAAACUUUGUCUGUAGCAUCUUGGCAAGUUCCACUUUCAAGUUUUUCAAAUGGUUCCACUUGAUCGAUUUAAAGAGCUGCCAGGGCUAAAAAUAGAAAAACAUUUAAACCACUUCUUCGCAUGAAAUACUUGAAGGGUCAUGACCAAACUUGGUCUUUAGCACCUUUAUAAAGGCCUCUAUCAAAUGUGUUCAAAUGGUUCCACUUAACUGAUUUAGGGGUCACUAGAGAUAAAAAUAGAAAAACAGUAUUACAACUUCUUCUCAUAAACCACCACUUUAUCAAAUUUGGUCUGUAGCAUCCUAGUAAUGUCAUCUUUUCAGUUUUAUUCAGUGUUUAUGCUUGACUUGUCAGAAUGUUUUUGUGGACAACUGUGAAUGUUUAAGAAUGGUGUGUAACUUGUGUGAUUGCUUGCUUUUAGGAAUCAUAUUUAUGAAUUUGGUAAGUAUCAGUCGGUAUGUUUUUAUCUAAUUUCUGGAAGAAUUUAUAUAAACAGCUUGAAAGCUUGACACUACGUUUGUACUCAUCCGUACUCCAGAUGUGUCCAUACUCAAAAUAACUCUAAUGUAAAAUUAUUCUUAAAAUUGUGCUCCUGUUUACCAAAUGUUGAAGUUAUGUGAACAAGUUUUGGUAAUUUCAUGUUUGUAAUAACGAGAGAUUAAAAAAAGUUGUUUCAAAAAUCUUCAGUAUGUGCUUUUAGUAAUGUUGUUGAUUUCAGGGCUCUGGUUAUGGAUAUUUAAAACAUGUUUACCGUUUCCAAGAACAACAGAAUGGUAAUUAAAAAAUGUACCGGAAUCGUCCUGAUGAUCUCUAGGUCAAGUUCGAAACUGGGUCAUGUGGGGUCAAAAACUAGGUCACUAGGCCAGAUCAAAGGAAAAUCUUGUUAACACUCCCAGAGUCAACAAUUUAAGUUUGAAACUCAUGAGAAUUGGUCAGAAUGUUUGUCUUGAUGACCUCUAGGUGAGGUUUGAAUCUGGGUCAUGUGGGAUCAAAAACCAGGUCACCUGGUCAAAUCAAAGUAAAAGCUUGUUAACACUGUAAAGGCCACAUUUAUGAUCCUAUCUUCAUGAAGCUUGGUCACAAUGUUUGUCUUAAUAAUCUCUAGGUCAAGUUCGAAACUGGGUCAUGUGGGGUCAAAAACUAGGUUAGUAGGCCAGAUCAAAGGAAAAUCUUGUUAACACUCGAGUCCACAGUUUAAGUUUGAAACUCUACACUCGAGUCCACAGUUUAAGUUUGAAACUCCUGACAAUUGGUCGGAAUGUUUGUCUGGAUGACCUCUAGGUCAAGUUUGAAUCUGGGUCAUGUAGGGUCAAAAACUAGGUCACCUGGUCAGAUCUAAGGAAAUGCUGUAGAGGCCACAUUUAUGACCCUAUCUUUAUGAAACUUGGUCAGAAUGUUUGUCUUGAUGAUCUUUAGGUCAUGUUUGAACUUGGUCAUGUGGUUUAAAAACUAGGUCACUAGGCCAAAUCAAAGGAAAAUCUUGUUAACACUCUAGAAACCACAUUUUAAGUUUAAAACUCAUGAGAAUUGGUUAGAAUGUUUUGCUUGAUGACCUAGGUCAUUCAAUCAAAACAAAGGAAAAGCUUGUUAACACUCUAGAGGUCACAUUUAUGACCAUACCUUCAUGAGACUUGGUCAGAAUGUUUGUCUUGAUGACUUAAGGUCAAGUUCGUAUCUUUAUCAUUUGAGGUCAAAAACUUGGUCACCUGAUCAAAUCAAAGGAAAAGCUUGUAUACACUCUAGAGGCCAAAUUUUUUACCCUAUCUUCGUGAAACUUGGUCAGAAUGUUUGUCUUAAUGAUCUCUAUGCCAAGUUUAAAACUGGGUCAUUUGAGGUCAAAAACUAGGUCAUUAGGUCAGUUCAAAGGAAAAGCUUGUUAACACUCUUGAAGCCACAUUUGUGACCCUAUCUUCAUGAAACUUGGUCAGAAUGUUUAUCUUGAUGAUUCCUAGGCCAAGAUUGAAACUGGAUCAUGUGGGGUCAAAAACUAGGUCACUUGAUCAAAUCAAAGGAAAAGUUUUUAACACUCGAGAGGCCAGAUUUAUGACCCUAUCUUCAUGAAACUUGGUCAAAAUGUUUGUCUUAAUGAUCUCUAGGUCAGCUUUAAAACUGGGUCAUAUGGGGUCAAAAACUAGGUCACUAGGUCAGUUCAAAGGAAAAGCUUGUUAACACUAGAGGCCACAUUUUUUACCCUAUCUUCAUGAAACUUAGAAUGUUUAUCUUGAUAAUCCCAAGGUUAAGUUCGAAUCUGGGUCAUGUGGGAUCAAAAAUUAGGUCACAUGCUCAAAUCAGAUGAAAAGGUUGUUAGCACUCUUGAGGCCAGAUCUAUGAUCCUAUCUUCUUGAAACUUGGUCAGAAUGUUUGUCUUGAUGAUCUCUAGGUCAAGUUUGAAACUGGGUCAUGUGGGGUAAAAAACUAGGUCAGUAGGCCAGAUCAACUCUGGUGAGCGAUAUAGGGCCAUCAUGGCCCUCUUGUUAAAAAUUUUACAUUUGGCUAAUUUUAUGUUUGUUUUUUAUUUUUCCAGUUCAGAUGUCUUGAUUCUUUUGUAAGUCAUCCAGUUUUUGAUUUCGUAACCUAGAAAUUAGAAAUUAAAGGUUCAUCUACUCCAGCCAUAAAUAUAUUCAUUUUGGAUUGAGACUGGAUUUCGCUUUCAACCUAUGUCAAACAAAAAUUACACACAUUUUGAUUAACCUGGUAUAUGAAAAAUGAAGAAUUCUCUGUCUUUUCAACUAUUAUCAGUUAUAAAUGAAAUUCUUCUAAAUUGCUUUAAUACUGACUUUCAAAUAUUAAUUUUGUGGCUAUGUAAUUGUUCCAAAGCAAUUAAAGGCUUGCUGUAACAGUU